Molecule: messenger RNA, 6819 nt
Organism: Clupea harengus (Atlantic herring)
Lineage: Eukaryota; Metazoa; Chordata; Actinopteri; Clupeiformes; Clupeidae
Gene: mcf2la
Product: mcf.2 cell line derived transforming sequence-like a
Biological process (GO): intracellular signal transduction; positive regulation of Rho protein signal transduction
Cellular component (GO): cytoplasm
Molecular function (GO): guanyl-nucleotide exchange factor activity; protein binding
Source: RefSeq, a predicted model, not a curated record
UUCAUGCUGUUUCCCGAGCGUGAGGCGGACACACGUCUCCCGAGGGACACGGAGCCACACAGGUAAAUGCUCUCGGGUAGCAAGCUAGCACAAGUGCGUUUAUUUAGCAAGCUAAGGCAGGAAAAUACACACAGGGAGCAGCGUAGCACAGAAGUCAACACAGAACGACAACAAGAUCGAAAACAGGAACAAGCACUGAGCUUACCAGGGCACGUCAAACAUCCAGUCUGAAAGACUUGUACUAGGGAGAGUAGCUAGGUCUGGGGGACAUUUUCAAUUCAGAGGACUCCCAGACCAUUUGGAGGACUUUGGUGUCUAACAUGUAAUUACAUCCUGGUAGACUAGCACAGAUAAAUACAAAAAAAAGCAGGAUAUAACAGGUACAUUCUCUCAUGGAAAAAGCUACUAAAGUAAGAAGCAGAUGUAGUACUGUUGUUAAAAAAUGACCUGUUCCUCAUUCGGAUGGUAACAUCAACUGUUGCGACACAAUUAUCUGCAAUCGUACGUCAGUGAACUGAUUUCUUGUCAGGUCGGCAUAUGCUCCCGGGGCCUUUACUACGAAGCAGGAUUUUGGGGUUAGUGAGCUAACUUCAGAUUUAACCCAGUCACGGUUGCCAUAGUAACCUCUAUUACAUACCUAGCCUGCUCUGGGACAGGUUAGGUUCAAGAUGACAGAUCAAAACGAAUAAAAUAACCGCCUACUGACCAAUCAUUUAUCUUACGAAUUAACACCGCCAGAGUUGCAGCAGAAAGAAUGACGCAAAUAUUGAUUUACACGCCAUAAGAAUACAUCGAGUAACUCAUAGAUUUAAUGAAAUACAAAGUUGUGAUUCCAGUAAUCUACGCGUGCCUUAAUGAUAGGGCAGAGAUAUUGAUAAGGCGUUAUUUUUUGCCCGCUUUCCUUCCUGGUUUUUGCUGUGAAUGAGUUGCAUUUACCCUGUAUUAUAUAUUUGAAUUCCUCAUAUUUGUUAAGGAUUAUUAUUUGUUCUUGAGUGAAAUAUGCGGCUCUAGACCUUUCCACGUCUGCGAUUGGUCAUCUGGUGCCAACCCGUUUACGUGAGCGCGCUCAUGGCUAGAAUGGAAAACCUGGGCUGACUUGACGAGUUGAUAGCCACCGGCGUGGCAUUGCUUACCUGUGACUGCGGUUGUUCGGGUCUGUCAAGCCAGCUAACGAAAAGUUACUCUGGGUAUGUCGAUCUUACUUUGUAGUUAGUAUAAGCCCUAGGAGUGGGUUUAAAACAAAAAGAAAACAGUUAACUAGAAAACAAUUGACAGUUAAGGACCAGCUUUCCUUAAUUAGCCUUUUCUAAUUCUAAUAUUUUUUAUUUUGGCUGGUUAUAAUAGAAGCACUAUUUCCCUAAUGUUAACUACUACAUAGAGUGAUGAAAGAGGAAAUGCUCACCCGACUGCUUUUAUAGCCAGGGGCAACCUCUGCCAUCACAUGGGGAAACAGGUGGCUCUCACAACUGAUUUGGGAAAAGGGAAGUUUAGUGAAAGUGGGCGGGGUCUACAAUCACAAUGGCAUGCUUCAGGGCAAUGGUUCUGCACCUUGAUUCAAUACAAGAGAAAUGGGGAGGAAGAGGAUAUAGCAGGAUGAGAUAGAGCAAGGAGGAGAGACCGAGCACAGACACCUGUGUGAACAGGUGACAGUGAAUAUGAAGGUUAGGGAGGAAUGCACAGUGUAUCUGCAGCCUGUGAAGAAUGGAGGGGGAUACGUGCGGAUAUCACUGGAAGAGGUCGAGAGCUACUACCGUUUCUGUGUGUCCUGUGACCAGCUGAACUAUGAGAUCAUGCAGCAGGAUAGCAGCCCUCUGUGUGCUGCUGACAUCGGGCUUGACCUCAGGAAGCAGUUUGCCUUCCUGUCAGGAGGCAGAGGGGAGAAUGGCAGCCCCAUCAUCAUCUUCCCGGAGUUCCCCACAUUUGGGGAGCUUCAGGAGCAGGAGUUCCACAACGUCCUCACCUACCUGACCAGUGUCCCCAGCCUCUCGGCAGCAGCGGUCGGAUUCAUCUUGGUCAUCGACCGGCGUCAGGACAGAUGGUCGUCGGUGAAGGGGACCCUGCUACGCAUCGCGGGCUCUUUCCCAGGAAACCUUCAGCUUGUUUUGGUUUUGAGGCCCACUACUCUUUUACAGCGGACACUCUCCGACAUCUUCUUUAAGUUCAGCAAGGAUGAGUUCAAAAUGAAGGUGCCGGUAAUAAUGCUCAGCUCGGUGACUGAGCUCCACAGCUACAUUGAUCGGACUCAGUUGACCCAGGAGCUGGGUGGUACACAAGAGUACUGCCAUGAGAAGUGGAUCUCCCAUCGUACGGCUAUAGAGGGCUUUGCGUUGAUGGUGAAGAAGACUGCCCAGACGCUGCAGUCAUUCGGCACAGAGCUGGCUGAGACGGAGCUGCCCAAUGACGUGCAGGCCACAGCCAACCUGCUCAGCACACACUCCAGCAAGAAAGACAAGAUGAAGGAGGAUCUAAAGAUCGCGCUUUGUCAAGGUGGCCGUCUUCUAGAAAGCAUCAAUGAGCCACUAGUCACAGACGCCGACUACACUAUGAACCAGGACGAGAUGGAGAACCUUGCUACUGUGCAGAGGCUGCUGGGUCAGCUGGACGAGACGGAGACAGCGUUUGAUGACUUCUGGGAGCGCCACCACACCAAGCUGCAGCAGUGCCUGCAGCUCCGUCACUUUGAGCACAGUUACAGAGAGAUUCGCUCCCAGCUGGACCUGAUGGGAGACAGACUGACGGGCUUCUCGGAGGUGGGCAUAAGCCCCGCCCACGCGGAGCACAUCCACAAAGAGCUCACCUGUCAAGAAGAGCGCACCUGCGAGGUGCUGGACCGUGCACUGGCCCUGGCCGCUGAGGGAGACCAGCUCAUUGAGAGCUCCCACUACGCUGUUGACUCCAUCUUGCCCAAGUGCUCUGAGCUGCGCACCAUCAGCGAGGAGAUCAGCUCCUUCAUGAGGGCCAAGAAGACCCAUCUACUCAAGUGUCUGGAGCUGCACCAGAGCCUGGAGAAGGCCACCAGGUGGUGUGAUAGUGGCAUCUACCUGCUGGCCUCUCAGCCGGUGGACAAAUGUCAGUCACAGGAUGGGGCGGAGUCAGCCCUACAGGAGCUGGAGCGUUACCUGGAGACAGCCAACCAGAGCAAGCUGACUGACCCCGGCUCCAUCUGGAGAGACUAUGAGAGCGUGCUCAACGUGGAGUUCAGGGAGCAGGUAGAAAAGGUCCUGCAGAAGCAGGUGUCCAUGCAGGAGAUGUUUGACAAGCGGCGGGUCAGCCUGAAGAAGCUGGCAGCGAAGCAGACACGCCCUGUCCAGCCGGUGGCUCCGCGGCCAGAGGCCUUCCCCAAGUCCCCCAUGUCCUCUCCAGCUCACAGAAGCCAGGAGAAGAGCGGCUCUGAUGGAGAGAUCCUGAGUGUGUGUAAGAAGGACCCCAGCCUGCCCAACGGGACCGACAGCAGACCCCCAUCUCUGUCAGAGGAGGAGGAGAACCUGGCUGUGCUCCGGAGGCAUGUGAUGAACGAGCUGCUUGAGACUGAGAGAGCAUACGUGGAGGAGCUGCUGUGUGUCUUACAGGGCUAUGCAGCAGAGAUGGAGAGCCCAGCCAUGGCGCAUCUGAUGCCCAGCCCCCUCGUCAAUAAGAAGGACGUUCUGUUUGGAAACAUGCCUGAGAUCUACCAGUUCCACAAACGGACGUUCCUUCGAGAGUUAGAGGCAUACACAGACUGCCCUGAACUUGUGGGACGUUGCUUCCUGGAGAGAAUGGCAGAUUUGCAGAUCUAUGAGAAGUACUGCCAGAACAAGCCCCGGUCAGAGAGUCUGUGGAGGCAAUGCUCCGACUGCGCCUUCUUCCAGGAAUGCCAAAAGAAGUUGGAGCACAAGUUAGGCUUGGACUCAUACCUGCUCAAACCAGUACAGAGGAUCACUAAAUACCAGCUCUUACUGAAGGAGCUGCUUAAAUACAGUAAGGGCUGCGAAGGCUCAGAGGACCUGCAGGAGGCGCUCUCCUCCAUCCUGGGCAUCCUGAAGGCUGUUAACGACUCCAUGCACCUCAUUGCCAUCACAGGAUAUGAGGGCAACCUCACUGACCUGGGAAGGCUGCUUAUGCAAGGCUCUUUCAACGUGUGGACAGAACACAAGAAAGGCCAUGCCAAAGUCAAGGACCUGGCCCGCUUCAAGCCCAUGCAGAGGCACCUGUUCCUGCACGAGAAGUUCCUGCUCUUCUGCAAAAGAAGAGAGGAGAAUGGGGAGGGCUAUGAGAAGGCACCCUCCUACAGCUUCAAGCACUCACUCAAUAUGAGUGUGGUGGGCAUCACCGAGAAUGCCAAAGGAGACAACAAGAAGUUUGAGGUCUGGUGCAACUCCAGAGAGGAGGUCUACAUCGUACAGGCCCCGACGGCAGAGAUCAAAACAAUCUGGGUGAACGAGAUCAGAAAGGUUCUCACGGAGCAGCUGAGGGCCUGCAGAGAUGCCAGACUGCCGAAGACUUCAGACCAGGUGUCUCCAUUGCCUGCUGCCAACAGUGGACCAAUCAGUUUGAGCCCUUUCAAGAGCAAUCAGAAGAGUCUAAAGAAGGGUGAGGAGAAGAAGACCGAUUCAGCAGAGAGCAACACUGGUUCCUCCCCUAAGUCCACAGACAAGACUAAAGAGGACACAGUCACCAGUCCCACCACAGACAGGGCGGCCGCUGCUAAAAAGCGCUUUACCCUUCAGGGAUUCAGCAACCUCAAGAGCCAGAAAGACCUGCUAUCACAAGAAGGGAAAAGUCAGACCCUCCCCAUGGCGAUUGUCAGCCCACCAGGACCCCUUAGUCCCGACCACAAACCCAAGCGCCAUGAGAUUAAGAGUGACCCAACCCCGUUUGGCUUUAGAGACACAGGUCAUCCCAUUAGCCUGAGUCGAGUGCGAUGGCUGAGCACCUCCAGCCUCCUGCAGGCCAAGAGGAGAGGCUGGACUAAGGCAUCCCUUUCCAUGGAUGCCUCCGAGGAGCAUGAUGGCUACUCGAGCGCUGAGGACCCCUUGAACUCUGACCCUGAGGAUGAGGGGGUCAAGAAACUGGCUCCAGGCAAGUAUGUGGUGGCGGCUGACUAUGAGAAGGGAGGCCCUCAAGACCUGAGUGUGAAGAAUGGAGACAUGGUCCAGCUGGUGAAGGAGGGGGAGGAUGGACAGUGGUUUGUUAAAAACCUCAAGACCAACAAAGAAGGCUGGUUACCUGCUGCUAACCUCCUUACAUUAAUAGGAGAGUCAAAAUCCUCACAAUCUCUUACAAGUUCAGAGGGAAGUGGUUCGGGGAACCUGAGUACCUCCUCUAGCUGCAGUGAGACCUACACAAGCUUCUCCGACAUCAAGCCCUGAGGCCUGCUGAGAUCCUGCGCUGUGGCGCCCCCCUCUGGCCUCUCUUAUGUGUGCAUUUCUCUGCUGUGACUGCUGAUCGCUCUGCAGUAGUGGAAUUACAGAAUUAUUACAUGGUGCAGUGGGUCAUUUCCAACUGUUCUUGGCGUGACUGGAUCACUGGAGUUCACAACGCAUCCCCUCUUGGACUCUCAGAGAGAGAGAGAGAGAGAGAGAGAGAGAAAGAAAGAAAGAAAGAGAAAGAGAGAGAGAGAGAGAGAGUAGCCCAGCAUUCAUCACAAGAGACAGCACUUCCUGAAAGUAUUCUUUCCAAAUGCUAGUUUUACUGGUCCAUUUUAAUUUUUCCAUUAUACUAUGAAUAAAAUGUAUUUUAAAAAUGUCUCUUUCCAUCUUGGGAACAGAACAAUGUACAUUUAGAUGUUCUCUAGUUGAGAAUGAAUCAGAGUCCCUAAGUGUUACUAUGACAAUGAGUAUAGACUAACUCUUCAUUUGUCUCUCUCCAGUAUGUAUCCACUGCACAGAAGAAAAACAAAACUGCGACUGUAUCAUGUCAGAUGUCAGACAUCUUUGACUCAUUGUUCAGCACAGAGUGAAACCUUCAUUCAUUCACAAAAAAUAGAGCUCAUUUGCCAAUGUAAUACGUGGAGACAGUUAUGUGUUGUUGAACACUGAUAAGACUGUUGAGUUAUGUUCAGUCUCUUAUUGAUGAAAAUACUGUGAACAGUCUCUGUUUCCUAUGUGUAUUAAUGAUGAACAGGUGUAAAGUUUAAAUUAUUUACUGCAAUAAGAAUAAAAUGUGUACAGAUAUUUUGAAAUUUACCUCAUUUUCCCAUGAAAACAUAAAUAUAUAUAUAUAUAUAUAUUGUAUAUUCAGAUCUCAAUGGUUAUGUUCUCAUGAAUCAUUGUCUUGAAUUAUUUGUAAAGUUUCUAUCAUUUUCAAAGUCUACAUUGUUCUGUAUCCCAUUUUCCAUGCCUGCACAUGAACCUGUAAUCUGUCCACAAAUUAUUUUUUCAGAAAUCUCAUCUGAGGAAAUGUAAAUCCACAAUGCAUUAUUUUAAGGAGGGUUUUUAAAACAAUCUAAGCAUGCACCAACAAUCUCAAUAUUUUUUAAAUGCAACCAGCUGAUUAUCAGAGCCCCCUGAAAUCUGAGGCAUUUCUGAAAGAUGUAUAGUCAAGCAAAACAAUGUUUUUAACAAAGGCAGUAUAAGUAGUUUUUGAAAACAUUUAGUUUAUUUAUAUCAAACAUUUCAUUUCAUUUGGUUUUUCACCAAGAAGUAUUGUGUUACUGUGUACCACAAUCGAUGCAGCACAUUGCCGCAUGUGUCUCUUUUCCAGUGGCAGUGGUGCCCCUGCUGGUCUGAAUGAUGCAUACAUGUCUAUGUAUAUGUGUAAAUAUGUAUUUAAGACGUUGAGAUGUAUGAAGAAAAAUUAAGCUUGAAUAAAGUCCACAGAAACAUUAUACUAACUUUGAAA